CCCUGUGGGAGAAAGAAGAGGGAGUGUAGCAAGAUGGAACGUUGGCAGAAUCGAGUGGCUGUGAUAACCGGCGCCAGUUCGGGCAUUGGAGCGGCCUGUGCGAAGCUAAUUGUGGCCGCCGGUCUGCAGGUUGUGGGCUUGGCGCGACGCACCGAGCGCCUGGAGCAGCUGCGUCAAUCACUGCCGGCAGAGCAGCAGGCCCGAUUCCAUUAUCGUACCUGCGAUGUGAGUGCCGAGUCGCAGGUGAGCAGCGCCUUCCAGUGGAUCGAGCAGCAGUUGGGGGGUGUCGAUGUGCUGGUCAACAAUGCGGGCACCAUCCGCACCGGUCAUCUGGUGGACAUGCCCAUUAGCGAUGUUCGGGAUGUGGUGCAAACGAAUCUGAUGGGCGUCAUUUAUUGCACACAGCAGGCCUGCCGCAGCAUGCGUCAGCGUCAGGUUGCAGGCCAUUUGUUCUUCAUCAACAGCACGGCCGGCGUAGCGGGCUACAAUCCGGGACGGGAGGACCCCAGCUUGAAUGUCUACACACCCACAAAGUUUGCCUUGACGGCUGUCAAUGAGAUUUGCCGCCAGGAGCUGAUUACUUUGCAGACGAAAAUCAAGACAACAAACAUCAGCCCCGGCUGGGUGUCCACGGAAAUUGUGCCCGAUGAGACGAAAGCCCAACUCGGCGAUGUUAUACUCCAGGCGGAGGACAUCGCCCAGGCGGUGCUAUAUGCGCUCUCCACCCCACCACAUGCCCAGGUCCAGGAGAUAACAUUACGAGCGGUGGGCGAGUGGUUCUAGCGACUAACAACUGAUAUAGAAAUACUAAUAAAGUCAAAUAUGAGGAGAUAGAUAA
Messenger RNA from Scaptodrosophila lebanonensis, 838 nucleotides. Its product is annotated as farnesol dehydrogenase. Bases 34 to 783 code for a protein of 249 amino acids. The transcript is spliced from 2 exons. Lineage: Eukaryota; Metazoa; Arthropoda; Insecta; Diptera; Drosophilidae. The record is from RefSeq and is a predicted model, not a curated record.